Mauremys mutica (yellowpond turtle) is the source of this 1035-nucleotide messenger RNA. RefSeq names its product leucine rich repeat containing 39 (gene LRRC39). Lineage: Eukaryota; Metazoa; Chordata; Testudines; Geoemydidae. The transcript has 8 exons. Gene Ontology annotation, molecular function: protein binding. The record is from RefSeq and is a predicted model, not a curated record. Bases 16 to 1035 code for a protein of 339 amino acids.
GAAUGUGUAAGAACCAUGACUGAAACUGCACCAUGCAUUGGAUCGUUCUCUGCUGUUAAGACACUUUGGGAAGUGAGAAUUCAGAAAAUAAAUGAAGAACUACGGAAGGAAAAGGAAUUCAGACAGAGGGCUGUAGGCAGACUGACGCUUGUCUGGGAGGAAAGAGUUAGUUUAGCCAAGCUCAAAGAAAAAGUUAUCACUGAAGAUGGAAGAGCUAUAUUAAGGAUAGAACAAGAAGAAUGGAAGAUGUUACCUUCUUGCUUACUGAAACUGAACCACCUCCACGAAUGGCAGCUUCACAGAAUUAGUUUGGUGAAAAUUCCUGAAUUCAUUGGAAGGUUUCAAAAUCUCAUUGUGCUGGACCUAUCCCGAAAUGCCAUUGAAAAGCUACCUAAAGAGAUUGGCCAGCUGCCUAACCUCCAAGAGCUCCUCCUCAGUUAUAAUAAAAUUAAAUCUGUUCCGAAAGAGCUAAGUAACUGCAUCAGCCUCGGAAGACUGGAACUGGCUGUGAACAGGGAUAUCUGUGACCUUCCACUUCAGCUCAGUGAGCUAAAGAAGCUUUACCAUGUAGAUCUGAGUAUGAACCAAUUUACUACCAUCCCUUCAGCUCUCCUGAACAUGCCAAGUCUAGAAUGGUUAGACAUGGGGAGCAACAAACUUCAGCAACUCCCUGAUACGGUUGACAGAAUGGAGAACCUCCAUACUUUAUGGCUCCAACGGAAUGAAAUAACCCAUUUACCGGAAACCAUCAGUAAUAUGAAAAAUCUGAGUACUCUUGUCCUCAGUAACAACAAACUCCGGGAUAUUCCUGCUUGCAUGCAACAAAUGACAAAUCUCAGAUUUGUCAACUUCAGAGACAACCCACUGGAGCUGCAGGUAACACUUCCCCCAUGUGAGAAUACUGAAGAAGAGGAGGAACGGGAAUUGUUUGGUAUUCAGUUCAUGCAUAUGUAUAUUCAAGAGUCACUCAGCAGAGCAGAAAACCUGGACAACUGUAUACCUGUUGCUUCUGCCACCAUUAAUGAUAAUAAAUAA